GUAAUCAAUGUGCAAUAAUUACGUCGACAACGAAUGAACGUGUUCAAUUAUUAUGUGACCUGCAGUCAUAUUCGGGUCCUGAUUGGUCGACAAGCUUACUCGACACGUCAGAUAGUGUUAUUUGACGUGUAUAUUUUUGAGGGGGACAGCAAAGACCCAAACGGCGUUCCAUAUUUAAGGAAAUUCUCAAACUGUCAGUGGGCUAGAUGGACGGUUUCAAAGCGUCGUCUUUGCCGCCGCCCUCAUCUCCAGUUCCCACCCAUUUUCGCUUCCCCACUCGGUCAGCCAUACCUCCAAUUCCCAAGGAAAAAUUCCUGUCGGAAGAAUGACGGUAAGACUAGCGAGGAGAGAAUAGCGACUUCUAUCCAACAAAUAUCGCUUCAAGUGGCAUUUAGAAUAAACUGUGCCAUUAUAAAAGGUAGCCAACUGAGUAAAGAUGACCAUGCACUCCUGAGUGCACAGCAUCGCUCGUUUCCUGCUUUUUCCUGGAUCAUCAUCGGCUCUGUGAUGAACCACACCCCUAGCCCCCACAUGGCCGAGGCCGCUAAGUCCGGGGCGGGCCUGCUCUGUGGCCUGGGCCUGGGGCCGGACAGGGUCCGCUCUCCUGAUAGCCUGACCCACACGCCCAGCCCCACGGGAGGCACCCCCAGCUCCAGCCCUCCCCUGCUGCUCUCCCCUGGCCUGGGCGAGUCUGGGGACUGGGAGAGCCGUGAGGAGCUACGUCUGAGGGAGCUGGAGGAGGCCAGGGCGCGAGCUGCCCAGAUGGAGAAGACCAUGCGCUGGUGGUCGGACUGCACGGCCAACUGGAGGGAGAAGUGGAGCAAGGUGCGCUCCGAGAGGAACCGGGCACGGGACGAGGUGCGGCAGCUCCGCCAGAGGCUGGACACCCUGACCAAGGAGCUGAUGGGCGCACGUCGGGAGCGCCAGGAACUGGCCUCCGAGAACGAGACACUCAGACAGGAAGCACUGCGUCUCCGUGCUGACCAGGCCUCACCCUCCCACGCCCCCUCAGCACCACCCUCCACCCCACCCUCCUCCUCCUCACAGCCCCUUGUGGACAGCAAGCAGGACAGGGUGGGCGAGGGGCCCGGGUCACCAGAACAGGAACCAGUGAGAGAUGUGGACACAGAGAAACCUGACAGACAAAAGGAGCUGGAGCUGUUGGAGUCAGUGCUGAGGUCCAAGGCGGAAGGUCCAGACUCGUGGGACGCCCGUAGUGCCAGCAGCCUGCGUUCUGCCCUGAGUCGUCAGGACCGCAGCCGGCUGCUCUGGGAUGACAUCGCUGCCAUGGAGGAGGACCCCGGCAAGAUCAACGCCCUCCAGCUCCGCCUCGACGAAUCACAGAAGGUCCUGCUCAAGGAACGCGAGGAUAAGCAUGCACUCAGUAAGAGCAUAGAAAAGCUGGAAACAGAGCUCAACCAAUGGAAACUCAAAUACGAGGAGCAGAACAAGACCAAGCAGGAAGCCAUGAAACAGCUGAACAUGUUGAAGGAGGUACACCAGGAUGAGUUGGGUCGUAUGUCGGAGGACCUGGAGGAUGAGCUGGGAGCACGCACCAGUAUGGACAAGAAACUGGCCGAGCUACGAGCAGAGAUGGAGCGGCUGCAGGUGGAGAACGCUGCCGAGUGGGGCCGGCGGGAGCGUCUGGAGACCGAGAAGCUGGCGCUUGAGAGAGACAACAAGAAGCUGCGGGCGCAGACGGAGGACCUGGAGGAACAGCUGGCCCGUAAACGGCGGCAGGCGGCCAGUGCCCUGGACACUGACCUCAAGACCAUUCAGACUGAGUUGUUUGAGAGGAAUAAGGAGUUGGCAGACAUGCGCCACAUCCACUCCAAGGUGAAGAAGCAGUACCAGGACAAGAUGGCCGAGCUGGCCCACGCCAACCGGCGGGUGGAGCAGCACGAGACAGAGGUGAAGAAGCUGAGGCUGAGGGUGGAGGAGCUGAAGAAAGAACUGGGUCAGGCGGAGGACGAGCUGGAUGAGGCCCAUAAUCAGACCAGGAAGCUACAGCGGUCUCUGGAUGAGCAGGUGGAGCAGUCGGAGAACCUCCAGGUCCAACUGGAACAUCUGCAGUCCCGACUGCGGCGGCAGAAGAGCCCGGGCCUGUUUGGGAAGAUGAUGUCAGCUCGGUUCAGCCCGGAGAACCCAGACGGACCGCCCAGCGACCCAGACGAAGAGGAGGAGGAGCUACAGAUCCAGAUCCCAUGAACAAAGGAAGGACACACGGACUCUGACUUAGGGCUCUUCAUUUCACACCGUGUGUGUCCCAUAGACAGACAGACUCAUAGUUAGACAGCUGUGAUCUCCAUUGACCUGGCUCAUCCUGUUAGAGACAAACACUGGCACAUGGUUGUCAUGGGCAAGGUUGCCAUGGAACCCGUCGCCACCUGUACCGGUGAACUACAGAGCUACCAGCAGGGGUCCAGAGAGAGCCCUCACUACACGACAACUGACAAUACACUACACUACCACACUACCACACCCACAGUGCACUACAGUUACAAGCCACUACAGCCUGAGCCUACAGCCCUCUAGAUCCCAACCAUCAUUACCAUCACUCCAAUAUCUACAACACCCUCAGUGGUGAAACACUCUCGCAAUCACACUGCUACCCAAUCCUCAGUCUGAAACUCAUACCUCCUCUUUCACCCUUCCUUCUCUUUCUCUUUGCGUCCUGAGUUCCUUCACCCAGUGAAUGUUGUACAGUAUCCUUCACGAUGUAUCAAAACACUCAAGAAAGGGAUGUGAUGUGACCUAGCUGUGAUGUUCCAGCAGUGUUCUGGUAAUGUUACGUAAUGCGUUUGGAUUCGUAUCGUUAGCUGUACACACAGUUCAGUACAGUGAAUGUGUUUAGCCCUCAGGUCACUGUGCUAUGGGUGUGUGCUCGGCGCCUGGCACCUGGGGUCAUCAUUAGUUCAUCAGUGUUUUGGGCUCAGCCUCAAGACAGCGAAAUUCUCCCAGUAUGAGGGACAGGUAGUAUUCUUGGGAGAGACUGGGACUGGAUAUGAAGGGACAAUAAGGGCCCUCCACCGCUAUGUCCCCUCACCAUAACCACUAAGGGACAAGGUGCUUAUGUAGAGGAUGGGUUCGUUAGACCUACAGUAUUACCUUCUCGACAUAGCGGGUUGUUCAUUCUGAAAGAAACGUUGGUGGUCAAUACACACAUCCUUAAAGAAAACGUAGGUGCCUGGGCUGAUUAAGUGUGUCCUAGAGAAGCACAGAAAGGGCCUGCACACUGCACGGUUUUGAUCCGGAAGGGUCUUCGUCAGGCCGAGAUCCUCGUGGAUGGAAACGUUGCCAAUGAUGUGGUAAUUGGGAGCGUAUUCAGUGCGCAGGCCUUUCUGUUCUGUUCAUUCUGAAAGCAAUAAGACAUCGGCUAUCACUCCCGCUUACUCAUCUGCUACUACAGGGACCAAGUUAUUUGUCAUGGUCAUGCCAAUUAUUUAUGUUGUUGUUUUUGAUAAUUGAUCUGUAAACCACAGUGUUUUUUUGUAUCUAGCUCUAUAAAUGUUAUAAGUGUACAUGUAAA
Messenger RNA from Salmo salar (Atlantic salmon), 3529 nucleotides. RefSeq names its product coiled-coil domain-containing protein 102A. Gene Ontology annotation, cellular component: myosin complex. NCBI's taxonomy places the organism in Eukaryota, Metazoa, Chordata, Actinopteri, Salmoniformes, Salmonidae. The record is from RefSeq and is a predicted model, not a curated record.